Messenger RNA from Annulohypoxylon truncatum, 996 nucleotides. Its product is annotated as lytic polysaccharide monooxygenase. The coding region runs from base 86 to 802 and encodes 238 amino acids. The record is from RefSeq and is a predicted model, not a curated record. NCBI's taxonomy places the organism in Eukaryota, Fungi, Ascomycota, Sordariomycetes, Xylariales, Hypoxylaceae. The transcript has 4 exons.
GAUUUUCACCUUUAAUAUAUUUUUCAGCGUCGAUCAGCCAAGACGUAUAUCCUCGCUAUCAUAGCCGUCGUAUGUAAUUCACAGAAUGAGGUGCUCUUCAUUAGCAGCCGCCGUCGCCGGCGCCAGCCUAGCAACUGCUCACACAAUAUUCGUUCAACUUGAGGCUGAUAGCGUGACGAAUCCAGUCUCAUACGGAAUCAGAACGCCAACAUACGAUGGGCCUAUCACCGACGUGACGACCAACGAUGUAGCGUGCAACGGCGGCCCGAACCCGACUACUCCGUCCGACAAGAUCAUCGACGUCAAAGCUGGCUCUACGGUCAACGCCAUUUGGCGACACACCCUAACUUCGGGAGCGAACGAUGUUAUGGACGCUAGCCAUCUAGGCCCUACUCUAGCCUAUCUCAAGAAGGUUGACGAUGCGACGACUGACGUGGGAUACGGCAGCGGCUGGUUUAAGAUCCAAGAGGAUGGUUACAACAACGGGGUCUGGGGCACCUCGAACGUCAUUAAUAAUCAGGGAAAGCAGCCGAUCACGAUCCCUGACUGCUUGCCGGAUGGCCAAUACCUGCUCCGCGCCGAGAUGAUCGCAUUGCACGGUGCUAGCUCACCUAAUGGGGCGCAGCUAUACAUGGAAUGCGCACAAGUCAACAUCUCUGGAGGCUCCGCGACUAAGACGCCUACAACUUACAGCCUUCCGGGCAUCUACAAGCAAGAUGACCCUGGCAUCCUCAUCAACAUCUACUCCAUGAGCAAGAACAGUCAAUACGUCAUUCCUGGCCCCGAUCCAUUCACCUGCUGAGCGAUUUUAGGCGGUAGCUCCUAAACCGCGAAGUCAUGCACUUCCACGACCUCCAUUAACUUGGCGCCCGCAACGGAACUUUUUGUCAGGGUGGUAGCCUGUAGUUGAAGACUUGUGUCAUAGAGCGAGUGUUAGUAGCUGGUAGCUUGCGGUAGACUCACUUGCAUGUAGUAAUAAAUGAAUGAUUGUUAACG